Molecule: messenger RNA, 1202 nt
Organism: Erythranthe guttata (spotted monkey flower)
Lineage: Eukaryota; Viridiplantae; Streptophyta; Magnoliopsida; Lamiales; Phrymaceae
Product: DUF1995 domain protein, putative (DUF1995)
Source: RefSeq, a predicted model, not a curated record
AAAUAGGUGGUGCCUCCUCUAAAGCAUUUUCAGUCUCUAACUCUAUCCUUGCUGUGGCAGAAGAAUGCGGAUGGAGAUGGCUUAUUCAAGCCUGCGUAGUAGUUGUUACACCGCUUCAAUUCCCAAACUACCCUCCACCUCUUCCCUAUUUCUUCAUCCCUCCUCCCACACUUGUUGUUCUUCUAGGUUCAAUCGAAUUUCCAAGUCGAGAAUAUAUGCAAAGUUCGACAAAUUCGAAAACCUUGAAGCAAAUGAAGAUGACAAUGAUGAACAACUUGAUGAACAACUUGAAGAAAUUGAAGAGGGCGACAGCUGCUUGCCUUCUGAUUUGGAGGGUGCUGUUCGUCAAUCAGGCCAAGCAACUGCAGAGUUUGUUUCUUCUGGUGGAAUGAGAGCCAUAGUGGAGCUGUUAAUUCCACAGUUGCAGUUUCUUGACGAUGAAGGGGCACAAGCUGAGCUUUGGGAGCUUUCUAAGAUCUUUUUGGACACUCUUAUUCAACAAUCAGGAGGCCUGAGAGUUAAAGCCGUAUUUCCGGAUGCUGGUGCUGCUGCACUAUUAAAGUAUCAGUGGAAAGAUGCUGCAUUUGGUUUCUCCAGUCUAGGUGACCGAAAACCGGUGACUAGUGAAGACGAGAUUAUUGUGAUGGUGGUUCCUGAUUAUCAGAUGUUGAAAUUUGUUCAAAAAAUUGCAUCUGAGCUCUUAGACGACCCGCCUAGACCUCUUAUCAUGUGGAACCCGCGCCUUAUUAGUGCGGAUGUUGGAGUGGGUAUCAACGUUCGCCAGUUAAGACGUGAUUUUUUAAGCAAAUUUACGGUUGUCUACUCGAUGAAGCCUCUUCCAACGGGUGCUGUUUUUAGGUGUUACCCAGGAUUGUGGAAAGUAUUUUACGAUGAUAAGGAGAGGCUGAACAGGUAUUUGCUUGCCAAGGAAAUGAUACGACGCCCUGACACAGAAGAACUCGAGAUGAUAUUUGGUGGGCAAGAUGAUCCGGAGAAGGGAACGUCUUUGUUUGAUCAAGCGGCAGGCAUCUUCUCCUCGUUUAAUCGUUUCAUGAAAGUCAUUUCCAGAUAAUUCUUUUGUUUUUUUUUUCCGUUUAAAAAUCAUGCAUGAAUAUCACUCAGACACACCUAUCUGUAUUAUUUACUACCAUGUAAAUUCCUUUAUUCUGCUGUAUAUUAUCUAUAAUCUAUUUAUCAGCUCA